Messenger RNA from Oppiella nova, 309 nucleotides. Lineage: Eukaryota; Metazoa; Arthropoda; Arachnida; Sarcoptiformes; Oppiidae. The record is from the annotation of a GenBank genome assembly.
AUGCGUCGUGAAGGCUUCGAGAUGGGUGUUUCUCGUCCGCAAGUGAUCAUGAAAGAAGUUGAUGGCGAAACUCAAGAACCAUACGAAAACGUUACUUUUGAUGUUGAAGAACAACAUCAGGGUUCUGUUAUGGAACAAAUGGGUAACCGUAAAGGUGAGUUGACCAAUAUGGAAGUUGACGGUAAAGGCCGUAUCCGUAUUGAAGCAACUGUUCCAUCACGUGCUUCUCGCAUUACGGUACAGCUAAACAAGGUGCAGUUGCGAAACGUCAAAACGACCGUGGUCGUCUAUUUGCUGAACCACAGUUAG